This is a messenger RNA of Oldenlandia corymbosa var. corymbosa, 1056 nucleotides long. NCBI's taxonomy places the organism in Eukaryota, Viridiplantae, Streptophyta, Magnoliopsida, Gentianales, Rubiaceae. The record is from the annotation of a GenBank genome assembly.
AUGGAACUGGAAUUGGAACUUAAGCUUACAAGAGUUGCAGAUGAAUUCAGCUCAGCAGAUUUCCUGCUUGCCAAAGAUCGAGCAGGCCCUCUUUUUAUUUCUACAGAAUCAGAUACAAUGUUUAUCCUCACAGCCCAUCUCAAAGGGUACAAGAAACAGGAUAUUGAGAUUGAGAUCAAUGAAGAUGGAACAAGGAUUAUAAUAAAGGGUGAAAAGUUGGUCCAGGAGACUGUUAUGUUGGGAUGGAAACUGCAGAAGAAGGAAACCGAAAAGAGGGAGUUCAGGAAGGCUUUCAAGAUCCCUGAUGGGGUGAUUUUGGAUAAAAUCAAAGCCAGGUUUGAUGAUGACGAGUGUAAGUUAACAAUUUCGAUGCCGAAGAAAGAAAAAGGGAUUCGAGGGGUCAGCAUUCAGGAAGUGAAUGAACCGGAGAUUGAUAGACAAGGCUCAGAAACUUUGCAGAUCGUGCCUGAUAAGUUUCCAGAAGAACAAGAUUUGCAGCCUGAGAAACUAAAAGGGAAAGAGGAAGAAUCUGUGCAAGAGGAGAAUUCAACCCAAGUGCCUGAAACGAUUGGUGCUCAAGAGACUGUUGAAACUGGAUCAGAUGUUGUGAAUCCACAAGAAACUCAGAUGUCAGAUCAAAACGACCAGAAUGGUAGUCCACAGAAAGAAUCAUCAGGGCAUGACCAUGUAGAGUCAGAUACAAUCAAAGAAAUGAAAAACAUUGCCAACGAAAUAAGAGAAGAAGCAAAAACCCCUAUUCUUGUUGAUCAAGAGGCCAUCAAAGAAUCUUCUAAGUUUGAAACUGGGAUGCAGGGAGAAACGAGCCAAAGUAAUGAAGAAAAAUUGCAAGGGGAGCAUGACCAAUGUCCGCCUUUGGAACAGGAGAUCAACAAAAAUCAGCUUAAUGAGCAUCAAGUAAAUGAAGACAAUGUCGAAGAAGACGACAAAGAGGAUGAAUCUGCAUAUGGUAGACAUACUGAUGAGGCUCAACUUCAAGAAGCCUUUGUCGUUCAUUACAUCCGAACAAAAAACCAACCAGGAAAGAGAAGGGAUUAG